GCUGAGCGCAGCUGCCUGGAGCCUCUUCUGUUCGCAUCCCUACACUGCCUUCCCCGCCGCCGCCCCGGCUCUGCCGCUCCCUGGGAGGUUCGGGGCACUUAGGUCCCUCUUUCACCCUUGGUUUGGCAUCACCUUCUCCUGACCUGAGCAGUCGCCAUGGCACAGGUUCUUAGAGGCACCGUGACUGCCUUCCCUGGAUUUGACGAGCGGGCUGAUGCGGAAACUCUUCGAAAGGCCAUGAAAGGCCUGGGCACUGAUGAGGACAGCAUCUUGACUCUGUUGACCUCCCGAAGUAAUGCUCAGCGCCAGGAAAUCGCCGUGGCUUUUAAAACUCUAUUUGGCAGGGACCUUCUGGAUGACCUGAAAUCAGAACUGACUGGAAAAUUUGAAAAAUUAAUCGUGGCUCUGAUGAAACCUUCUCGGCUUUAUGAUGCCUAUGAACUGAAGCAUGCUCUGAAGGGAGCUGGGACAGAUGAAAAAGUACUGACGGAAAUUAUUGCUUCAAGGACACCUGAAGAGCUGAGAGCCAUAAAACAAGUUUAUGAAGAAGAAUACGGCUCAAGCCUGGAAGACGACGUGGUGGGGGACACGUCAGGGUACUACCAGAGGAUGUUGGUGGUUCUCCUUCAGGCGAAUAGAGACCCUGAUGCUGGAAUUGAUGAAGCACAGGUUGAACAAGAUGCUCAGGCUUUGUUUCAGGCUGGAGAAUUGAAAUGGGGGACAGAUGAAGAAAAGUUUAUCACCAUCUUUGGCACACGAAGUGUUUCUCAUUUGAGAAGGGUGUUUGAUAAAUACAUGACUAUAUCAGGAUUUCAGAUUGAGGAAACCAUUGACCGAGAGACUUCUGGAAAUUUGGAACAACUACUCCUUGCGGUUGUGAAAUCUAUUCGAAGUAUACCUGCCUACCUUGCAGAAACCCUCUACUAUGCCAUGAAGGGAGCGGGGACUGAUGAUCAUACCCUCAUCAGAGUCGUGGUGUCCAGGAGUGAGAUUGAUUUGUAUAACAUUAGGAAGGAGUUCAGGAAGAAUUUCUCCACCUCUCUUUAUUCCAUGAUUAAGGGUGAUACGUCUGGGGACUAUAAGAAGGCCCUCCUGAGGCUCUGUGGAGGGGAGGACGACUGAGGGAGCAGCCGCGGGGGGUCCUGCGCGGUGGUGCCCGUCCCGCCGCCAGACCUUCCGUCGCAUCUCCCUGCACUUCGUGUAUGCCAGUGCCUGACGCAUCGCCUUAUUCAUACUAGCAUGCUAAUGACCAAAACAUACAUGUCACAGAAGAAAAAUAGUGGUGCUUCUUGCUGAUGUUCAGUAAAGCUCUUUCUCUUCGUCUGUUGUAGUACUGAAGCGUACUUAAUGUUACUAAAGUCUAAAGUCUGGGUCAUUUAGAUGUUCUUUUAAAAGAUCUGACUGCUUUUAGCCUUUUUAUAAAAACUUCAUUUAUAUUAAAUUGAUAACUGUAUUUCCUUAAUCGGAACCUUAGCUUUAAAAUGAUGAGCUCUGGAAGUGUGAUUAAUCAAGUUUGCUACUAAACUAAACCUGAAAUGUUAACAGUGGUUGCAUUCAAAAGAUUAAUGAGAAAUAAACAUUUCCUUCCCGCUGAA
Neogale vison (American mink) is the source of this 1595-nucleotide messenger RNA. It is a transcript of the gene ANXA5, whose product is annotated as annexin A5. The record is from RefSeq and is a predicted model, not a curated record. Gene Ontology annotation, biological process: negative regulation of coagulation. Gene Ontology annotation, molecular function: calcium-dependent phospholipid binding; calcium ion binding. The coding region runs from base 157 to 1122 and encodes 321 amino acids. The transcript is spliced from 13 exons. Lineage: Eukaryota; Metazoa; Chordata; Mammalia; Carnivora; Mustelidae. Gene Ontology annotation, cellular component: cytoplasm.